GACUCUUCCGCCUACUCUACGCAUCUCAAUUGCUUUUGAAAAACAGCACAUGCCAUGGCUUCCGGAUUUAGAAAGCGCGCGUCAGGUCCUGGUGAAAUUGUAAACGAUGAACAUCCCCAGUUAAAAAGAACCAAGUUUACUUCAAGCAGGAGCGCCGCUGCUUGCGACUCUGACAAACGUCAUACGUGCGUUACUGGAAAUAUUGAUGCAAAUGGGGAUCGAUACUGGGAAAUAUCAAAGAUGCGCCGAGUCACCAUUUCCUCAUUUCGAGGAAAGACUCUGGUUAAUAUUAGGGAAUACUACGAGAAAGAUGGCCAAGAGCUUCCCGGCAAGAAAGGCAUUUCGUUACAAAUCGACCAAUUUGCCUCCCUUCUCACCUUACUGCCUGAUAUUGAGCUUACACUGAAGGAUCUUGGAGUGUCUAUUCCACGACCAGAUUAUGCUGGCGGACAUAGUAUCCCAAAUGAAGAUCACAAUGAAGCUUCUGAUAGUGGUGGUAAUGGGCUUGGAGCCUCGCAACUGCCACGAAAAAACAUUGAAGCGACAAGUGAGGAGGAGAGUGAGGAGUAGUUUUCCAGGAAGUGAAAGGCGAAGUAGAAAUAUUGUUUACAAAAUAGCCUAGUCACUGUAAUUCAGGCGCACCAGUCCUAUAAAUCCAGGAUAUGGUCUGCUAGGUGACCUCCAACCUUUACUCUGCGUUAAUGUCAUGCGAAUAGCCUUGAUACAUUGCAACUUUUUAACACGCUUGUUUCUUACGCCAAUAGUAUGCCAUGAUUAAGCCGCUAUGUCAGAUUUAUGUGCGCCCCGUCUUUAUCGUGUAUAGAUUUUCUUACAAGUCCUCAAAUGGAAACCUACUGUCUGGUCUAGUUAGAUACUUGGG
Aspergillus pseudonomiae is the source of this 880-nucleotide messenger RNA. RefSeq names its product transcriptional coactivator p15/PC4 family protein. The transcript is spliced from 2 exons. Bases 55 to 570 code for a protein of 171 amino acids. NCBI's taxonomy places the organism in Eukaryota, Fungi, Ascomycota, Eurotiomycetes, Eurotiales, Aspergillaceae. The record is from RefSeq and is a predicted model, not a curated record. Gene Ontology annotation, molecular function: DNA binding; transcription coactivator activity. Gene Ontology annotation, biological process: positive regulation of transcription initiation by RNA polymerase II.